Molecule: messenger RNA, 2800 nt
Organism: Branchiostoma floridae (Florida lancelet)
Lineage: Eukaryota; Metazoa; Chordata; Leptocardii; Amphioxiformes; Branchiostomatidae
Product: WD repeat-containing protein 5
Exons: 14
Coding region: 181-1242 (353 amino acids)
Cellular component (GO): Set1C/COMPASS complex
Molecular function (GO): histone binding
Source: RefSeq, a predicted model, not a curated record
ACUAGCGCACACUUCCCGCCAUUACCCGGCAUGUUUACGUUGCUUUGUGGUGUGCCAACCCAGGAAUCGAACUCGUGGCUUUCUCGCGGAUUUUCCACGGAUUUCUAGAAGCCAGAGACCUCCGUCCUAAACAGUUUGCACACCCUGGGGCACUGCUGACUCGGCAGAACUGAAAUAAGGAUGUCAGCUGAGAAGAAGGAACCAGAAGAAGCCCCGGUGGCGCCCAAACCCGCCGCGCCCACGACUACAGCCUCCCAGCCCACCCCCGCUACAACCGCUACUACAACCACUACAUCUACACAAAACACACAGCCUAAACCUCAACCAUUGAAACCUAACUACACCCUGAAGUUCACAUUGGCCGGCCACACUAAAGCAGUCUCCUCUGUCAAGUUCAGCCCAAACGGAGAGUGGCUAGCAAGUUCAUCGGCGGACAAGCUGAUCAAAAUCUGGGGUGCGUAUGACGGCAAAUUCGAGAAAACCAUCUCUGGGCAUAAACUGGGUAUUUCAGACGUGGCAUGGUCCAGUGACUCCCACCUUCUCGUCUCAGCCUCUGACGACAAAACCCUCAAGAUUUGGGACCUUAACUCGGGCAAGUGCCUGAAGACGUUAAAGGGCCACAGCAAUUAUGUGUUCUGCUGUAACUUUAACCCCCAGUCCAACCUGAUUGUGUCAGGAUCGUUUGAUGAGAGUGUGCGAAUCUGGGAUGUGAAGACUGGGAAAUGUUUGAAGACCCUGCCUGCACACUCUGAUCCUGUGUCUGCUGUGCAUUUCAACAGAGAUGGUUCGCUUAUUGUGUCCAGUAGCUACGAUGGGCUUUGUCGGAUUUGGGACACCGCAUCAGGACAAUGCCUCAAAACCUUGAUAGAUGACGACAACCCACCAGUCUCGUUUGUGAAGUUCUCUCCCAACGGAAAGUACAUCCUAGCAGCAACGUUGGACAACACACUGAAGUUGUGGGACUACAGUAAAGGAAAGUGUUUGAAGACAUACACAGGCCAUAAGAAUGAAAAAUACUGCAUCUUCGCCAACUUUUCAGUGACAGGAGGAAAGUGGAUAGUGUCGGGUUCUGAAGACAAUAUGGUAUUCAUCUGGAAUCUGCAGACAAAGGAAGUGGUGCAGAAACUACAAGGUCACACAGACGUGGUGUUGUGUACCGCGUGCCACCCGACAGAGAACAUCAUAGCGUCAGCGGCGCUGGAAAACGACAAGACGAUCAAACUAUGGAGGAGUGACGUAUGAUGGCCCCCGUGACUCUAUACAUGUAGAACCUCCUGUACAUAUAACUCUAGUCACACUCUUUUUAUACUACAUGUCUGUAGGACAGCUAGCACCUGUGUCGUUGCAAAGCAUUUCUUCCCAUCCCAAUACAUGUACUUCUUUUUGGCGAUGCCUCAGGGGCAGAGCCUGCUUUAUAGUACUGGGCUCAGUUUGUCCAGUUGCACUAGACUCCACAAAAGUUACAUUUUCUUUACAUGCAUGUUGUGCACAACAAUACAAGAUUAACAGAGAUACACUGACUUUCUAGCCAAAACUUUCUUAAAGAUAUCUUCUUUCUGUUCCUCUGUCUUGAGCCGAUGUUGAUACUGUCUUAUUAAGGAGAAUGUAGGGUGAAAGAUUUAAGAAUAUGUUGAUAUUGCUAAGACAGUUUACCCUCCAAAAUUUGUCAACACAAGUACUAGUACUAUUGAUACUCACAAAAAAGUUUCUGUACAGAUGUUAUAAUCACUGUAGUAGAAUUUCAAAUCUACAAAUUGAGAAUCUGAUGCCCGAAAGUUUUGUGGAUGCUAACAUUAACAAGGUGGCAUUUAUGUAUCUAGUCCAACGUUCAGGUCAUUGACGAUUUGUAGAGGGGGUAGUGUCAACUUUGUUUGUUGCUGGAGCUCACACAGUCUUGCUGGGCUAAUUGCUAACAGAGAUGUUUAGUUUAGUUAGAUUGGUAUAUUUUACUGAGGUGGGAUGGAAAAUGGAAAGCGUGCAUAUGUUCACACUGUGUUGUUGUAGCAAGAUUUUGUCUCCUCUCACUAGGAAUUAGUCUUCCCAAGAAUUGUUUUCCAUGUAGGAUCAGGGUUUAGUUUUGCGAUCCUCUCAUACCAGCAUGCGUAUUUGAAGCAACGACCCUGGUGUACCAGACCGUGAUUGUUUUUCUCACUGGCGUUUCACUGGCCAACCAUCAGCCAAUCAAAUACUCCCUCUCCUAGCAUUGGAGGAAAAGUGACUGUUGCCCCUUGACUGUAAAGAGUGACUUGAUUGGCCAGUAAAUUUAGCACUAACAACAGGAGAGUAUCUGAUUAAGGCAUUGAGGACGACAUAUCGCAUGUGGGUACACCAAGGCCAUUGAUUGAAAGGCACUAGCAAAAAACCUGGCACUAGAGGGUGAGUUUUGCUUGAAAAAACAUGUGGCAUUUUGAUUAAGGGAAACGAAAUUACUGAAGAGAAAGGAUGUGUUUUGAUAUGGCAGCUGUUAGAAUGUCUUUUCCAAAGUUGGAAGAAAAAUGUGUGGAUGGAUGGAAGGAUGGAUGGAAUAUGUGUGAAUGCAGUACAUGUCUCAGUUGUUAAGUGGCACCUGUAAGCAGGUGAAGCUCAGCUCAUGAAGGUAGAAUGUCUUUAGUUUUAUGCAGAAGAACUCAACAAUGUGGACCAAUAUGUACAAUGUGACGUGAUAUGAACAGUAAUAUUCACACCAUUAGAAUGCUGUGUAUUACAAAACUACAUACCAUAAAAGAAGGGCAUACAGAGAAUUACAAAGCCAAUUGUAUUUUAUUCUUUCCGAGACAGCAAUAAACAUAUAUGAAAGACA